AUGUCUAAAGAUAGGAAAGAAGAGUUCCUUAAAAUAAAGAGUGAAAGGAGAAGGGACCGGAUCAUGCAAAUAGAUGUACAUAAGAAAGAUGAGUUGCUUGAAAUUAAGCGUGAGAGGGAAAGGGACAGGUACGCGCAAAUUACUUUAGAUAAGAAAGAUGAGUUGCUUGAAAUGAAGCGGGAAUCUUUACAUUGUGUGCAGUGUUCAAUGUUUAAAGCAGUACUUACAUGUUUCAUUUGUUCAUUGGAUGGCCCCAACAUAUACAUCUCAGGUGGUGGAUCCAAGACAUCCACUACACAGCCAGCGCUCAUAGAUCCUAAAGAACGUAAGAGGCGGAGAGAAAGGGAGUGGUACGCGCAAAUGUCUGCAGAAAAGAAAGAAGAAUUACUCAGAAAGAAUCGCGAGCGGCGUAAGAAUAAGAAAGAUGGUUCAACAAUUCUCACUGCAGAUUGCCGUGAAACAUCGAAUCCUAUCUCGACAACACCUGGCAUUCCAAGUUUACAGCUGGUAGUGGCAUUGAAAGUUUCACGAGCAGUGACCAUCGGGGUUCUGAUCUUGAGUCAGACCGUAAACGUCAAAAGGGUCGACAAUGAGAAACUCGAGGCAGUCCAGGAUGUUCCCGAUGAUUUCGAUGAUGAAGAAUGGAGGUUAUAUCGUGGACAAGAUGUUGUUUUUGAAUCAUACGUGGUGGAAGGUCCUGAUAGUGUGGGUAUGCAAGGUUAUGAUCCGAAAGGGAAGGUUAAAAUCUUCAUUCCAGAUGUACCAGAUGAGUUGCGACGAUUGUAUACGAGCCUUGAUGAUGACGAUGCAAAAUACUUCAGACAACACAUACGAUAUUUCAAUUCUCAUUUCUCCUUUACAAGUCUUGGUGUUACACUUGAUCGUCGAGUCAGCACUGCUGCAGGAACUGGUAUAUAUACAUUCCGUGCACAUGGUCAGCUAUAUCACCGUUUGGACCAGCUGGUACCUGGUGGGAAGGGUCCACGACACCUGCAGCUAUACUUCUAUGACACUGAUGAGACAAUGGAACACAGAGCUAAGAGGUCUCCUGGUCUUGAUAUCAAUUUGAUCCGGAAGAUUCGGAGGAUACUAGAGCACAACCCCUAUGUGCAGACCUUUCAGAAUGUUGGUUAUGCUCCUAACCUCCAUGAUUAUAGGAUUGAGCUGAACACGGAUAUUGCAUUGGACCAGCGAAGGUACAAUGCCCCCACAGCUUCACAAGUUGCUGCUAUCUGGAUGGAAGGGAAUGAUCCACAAAAAUGUUUCGAUAGAAGUGUUAUAGUGUAUGGAAAAGCCGACAAACCUCGGUAUAUUCGGGCAUACCAUGGGUGCUACGAUCCGUUGGCCUAUCCUUUGUUUUUCCCUGGUGGAGAAACAGGAUGGCAACGUAAGAUGCUUUAUGAAGGCCCUGACCCAGUAGAUUGGCCAAACAAUUAUGAUAACAAUGAUGAUGACAACAGUGACAAGGAAGAUGGUUGUAGUGAGUCUAGCAAACAUGUCAGUGCUAGGGAAUAUUAUUGUUUCAAGUUGCAGAUCAGGCUUGGGGAAUUUAACAUACUGUUACAUGGGCGCCGUCUUUUCCAACAAUGGGUUGUAGAUAUAUACAUAAAGAUAGAGUCUAUGAGGCUCGAUUGGUAUUCGAAACCAGAGAAUCAAGCUCUCAUACGUGCAGAUUUGUACCAGGGCAUUAUAGAUACAAUUGCUGCUGGUGAAGCGCGUGCUUCUGAGGUUGGUCUAAGAAUUGUGCUCCCACGGACUUUUCCUGGAGGAGAUCGAGACGUGCAAGCACGAUUCCUUGACGCAAUGGUUUUAGUGACCCGGUUUGGUAAGCCUGAUUACUUUGUCACAAUGACUUGUAAUCCACAUUGGGAGGAGAUAACAAGGCAACUAUUACCGGGCCAGACACCACAAGAUAGACCAGAAUUGGUUGCGAGAGUAUACCGGGCUAAGCUGCGUGAUUUACACGAUUUUUUGAUCAAGAAGAGUCACUUGGGUGAGGUCGCAUCAUAUGCACAUGUUACAGAGUUUCAGAAGAGGGGUUUGCCACAUGAGCACUUCUUAUUGAUUAUGGUCCCUAACAGUAAGUUAAGCAGUCCUGAUGAUUACGACAAGGUUAUUUCAGCAGAGAUUCCUGAUCCUGUCAAAUACCCUGUAUUGCAUGCUCUGGUUAUCAAGCACAUGCUACAUGGACCAUGUGGUGCUCUCAACAAAAAUUGCCCCUGCAUGAUAGACGGACAUUGCCGUUUUCGUUAUCCUCGACAAUUCUGUUCGGCUACACAGCAAGGAAAAGACUCUUAUCCUAUAUAUAGGAGAAGGGAAGAUGGCCGUCGAGUGGCGACCAGGGGUGCUGUAUUGGAUAAUAGAUGGGUGGUUCCGUACAACCCCACACUGCUUAUGCGGUAUAACUGCCAUAUUAAUGUCGAAGUUUGCUCAAGCAUCAAGGCAGUUAAGUACCUAUACAAAUAUGUCUAUAAAGGUCAUGACCGUGCAUCCUUCUCAGUCGAUCCACCAGAUCAAAAUGGUACAGUAAUCAAUGAGAUUCGACAAUACAGGGAUGCAAGAUUCAUAACUCCCCCCGAGGCCGUGUAUCGGAUAUUUGGUUUCCCUUUGUAUGCCGUAUCUCCUUCUGUUUUGCAACUUCAACUACAUCUGCCAAACAUGCAACUUGUGUCAUACAGAGCUACUGAUAACCUGAAUGAUGUGGUGAACCGGGAGAAAUCUAAGAGGUCGAUGCUUACUGAGUAUUUCAAGAUGAACCUGGUGGAUAGCAAGGCACGUAAAUUGUUAUACACAGAGUUCCCGGAGCACUUCCGGUGGAUCAAGUCCGAUAAGCGCUGGCAGGCAAGGGUAAAGAGGCCGCAGGUUGGGAGAAUUGUGUAUGCAAACCCUGCUGAAGGGGAGAGGUACUAUUUACGUGUGCUCCUCAACCAUGUGAGAGGCACAACUUCAUAUGAGAACCUUCGUACUGUACAUGGGAAAACCUGUUCCACCUUCAGAGAUGCGUGCGAGAUGAUAGGGCUCGUAGAGACUGAUAGAUCCCUCGAUGAAUGCUUGGCUGAGUCUACUACAUUCCACAUGCCUUGUGCACUGAGAAGGUUGUUUGCGAUAAUUAUUGUAUUCUGCGAGGCAACAAAUAUCCGUGGCUUAUGGGAAAAUCAUUUUGAAGCAAUGUCCCAAGAUUAUCGUCGUACACACAAUGAUGCAGCAAUGGUUGAGCAACUGGUGCUUAGGGAUAUUAGAAACGUGGUUCAUUCAAUGGGCAAGGAUGUAAGGAAUUAUGGUCUUCCGGAGGUUGACGACUCAGCUGAUUAUUAUAGCGAUCAAUCGAGAGAAGUAUUAGAGGAAUUGUCGGUGGGCGUAGACGUAGAACAUCUGAAUCUUAUUAAUACACUGAACAUAGAGCAGCGGUCGGGGUUUGAUGAAAUAAUGGAUCACGUAAUCAACUCUAAGAGCCAGGUAUUCUUUGUUGAUGGUCCAGGUGGCACGGGAAAGACAUAUUUGUACAAGGCAUUGCUUGCAAAGGUUCGUUCGAUGGGUCUGAUAGCCAUUGCAACUGCAACGUCUGGUAUUGCAGCGUCCAUCAUGCCCGGUGGUCGCACCGCCCACUCCAGGUUCAAGAUCCCCAUAAAGCUUUCCGACAACAACAUGUGUAAUUUCACCAAACAGAGCGGUACCGCUGAGUUGCUUCGCAGGUCACACUUGAUAAUCUGGGAAGAAGUUGCCAUGACCAAACGUCAAGCUGUUGAAACACUCGAUAGGUCUCUCCAGGAUAUAAUGGGAUGCUCGCAGCUCUUUGGUGGAAAGGUCAUGGUAUUUGGAGGAGACUUUAGGCAGGUCCUUCCAGUGGUGACACGUGGUACGAGGGCACAAAUCACUGAUGCUACACUACAAAGGUCUUAUAUAUGGGAGAAGAUACGUAAGAUACAGCUAACCUGGAAUAUGAGGGCGCAGUCUGAUCCAUGGUUCUCCGAAUACCUCCUUAGGAUUGGCAACGGAACAGAAGAGACGAUUGGUGAUGAUUAUGUGCGUCUCCCAAAUGAUAUCGUGGUUGGUUACAGUUUUGCAGAAGAAUCAAUUGACAAACUCAUUGAAUUUGUAUUCCCAGAUCUCCAGAACAAUUCUACGUCAGCGGACUACAUGAGUGCACGUGCUAUCCUCUCAACUAAGAAUGAGCAUGUGGAUGAGCUGAAUGCAAUUAUGAUAGAUAGGUUUCCAGGCAAGGAGACGGUAUACUACAGCUUUGAUUCCGUCGACGAUGAUUCACGAAACAACUAUCCGAUUGACUUUCUGAACUCAAUCACACCAAAUGGAUUGCCACCACAUUUGCUUAAACUCAAAAGCAACUGUCCAGUCAUCCUGCUUCGGAAUCUUGAUCCUCACAACGGUCUCUGCAAUGGAACAAGGCUAAUGGUUAGAGCUUGCCAACGUAAUGCCAUUGAUGCAGAGAUUGUUGGCGGGCAACAUCAUGGAAAGAGGGUGUUCAUUCCUAGGAUCCCUUUGUCCCCCUCAGAGGACAUUUCACUCCCUUUCAGAUUCAAGAGGAAACAAUUUCCAAUCCGCCUUAGCUUUGCAAUGACUAUAAACAAAGCUCAAGGACAAACCAUUCCUAAUGUUGGUAUUUAUCUACCCGAGCCUGUGUUUUCUCAUGGACAGCUGUAUGUUGCAUUAUCGAGGGGUGUAUCACGUCAGUCAACACGGAUUCUAGCUAAGCCAAAUAAAGAUAUAGAUGCCAUAGGGAGAAGCACCAAGAAUAUUGUGUACAGAGAUGUAUUGGAAUGGUGUUCUUCGGUUUCAUGA
Molecule: messenger RNA, 4797 nt
Organism: Phragmites australis (common reed)
Lineage: Eukaryota; Viridiplantae; Streptophyta; Magnoliopsida; Poales; Poaceae
Exons: 10
Coding region: 1-4797 (1598 amino acids)
Biological process (GO): telomere maintenance; DNA repair
Molecular function (GO): DNA helicase activity
Source: RefSeq, a predicted model, not a curated record